Ostreobium quekettii is the source of this 2056-nucleotide messenger RNA. The record is from the annotation of a GenBank genome assembly. NCBI's taxonomy places the organism in Eukaryota, Viridiplantae, Chlorophyta, Ulvophyceae, Bryopsidales, Ostreobiaceae.
GGUGACGUCACCGCCGGCCAGAAAGCGCGUGCUGGCCCAAAGGCGGGCCUCCCCGUGUGCUCAAGGCCACCAGGUGGCCGCGGCGCCGGUGCCCAACGCCGCCUGCCUGCCCCGGAGACUUCUCCGGAUGCCGCGGGAGGCGCGGGGGGCGGCCGGAGGCAGCUUCGGCUGGGAAUGGUCCGACGACGAAGAGGGGAGCGCCCCAGGCGGAAAGGUCAGGGCCAAGGCCAGGAGGGCAAAGGGCGCGCAAUCAUGCGGGCGUCGCGGACCGUCGGCCCGCGCGGCCAUGUGGAUCAACAGGAAGGCCGAAGGCGGACCUGCGAAGGGUCCGCAAGGGCCCACAAAAGACGGAGGCAAGGUACUCGAGCCGGGAAGGCGAGGCCAUCAGCUCCGCUCAUUGGCAUCCCAAGAGUCCUUAGUCGAUCAUCAUGUACAAUCUGACGCCAAGGAACGUCGACGGCCCACGGUGGAGACCAAUGUGUGUGGAUCACAAUACAAUGCUGAGCAGGGUAAAGAUCCUCAAUGGCAGAGCAACCAACGCCAAUCGGAUGAUCGUCCAGUGGCUCCAAUUAAGGAAUCCAGGAAAAUGACGUGCUUGGCAGUCCGUGAGUGCAACCUUACUAAUGGCGAAGGGGACCUGAGUUGCAAGCGAAAACGUGACCACAUUUCCCCCAGCCCCCAGCAUAAGGGAGAAUCCCCACCCAGCAAGAAGGUGCAUUGGGUGCUCAACGACUCUGAGGGCUUGCGGACAUCUCAGAGCGUGCUAUCAUCAGCUGUUGGGACAUCCACACAGCUCACCAGUGAGAGUGAGGAGCCAGACAACAUUCCUGUGGUGGGAAGGACCUCUACGGAGCCCAGCCAAAGGUCAAGAGCACAGAAUGGUGCCACACAGUGUGUGCCAAAGUGUGGCAGCCAGGGGAAGCGUCGGCCAAGGAAGGAGUUGACGCCUAUUCACAGAAAGAGGAUGAAAUAUUCAAUACAGGACCCAUCUUCACAGCAUAUGAAGGCCAACAUUUUGUCGGAGGCUGAGCUAAGAAAGUUGGGCCAGAUGUCCAAGGGCAGCUCCACAUCUGCUUCUGGACCUCCCAAACUUGCAACUGAGGAUGAGCCGACGUCUGAUGUGAUCAUCAGCGAGAGCAGCGAUGAAGGUGACUUUGGGGGCAUCCCUUCGCUCCCAACUAAAUAUGCCUGCAUCACCUCUCCCAGCAAGGUCGGCAGCCAACCUGUCCUCAACCUCGUUAGCCAAGCGGAAAGGCAGUCACAGCACCAAAAACAGGGACGGGAUUUGCCCAGCCUGCUGGCAUCGAGGACAGGAAUGGACAGGGGCUGCAAAGCCAGGGAUGGCUGUCCUCCACCAGGCAGGCACGAUACGCAUAGGCCACCUGCACAACCGAGAUUCGAGCACGGAAUUGCUGUUAAAAGUGACUGUGCGGGGUGCAACGGGGCUGACUCACAAAAAGCACUUGCGAAGCUGAGCUCUGGCGGGUUACAUGUGGCGGCAGCUGUGCCACAGGCGUCUGGUGUCUCUGCCCAGUGCAGCAUUGGAGGACCCCAGGCAGGUUGUCUCACUGCCUGUCAGCAGGGCAGGGGCAUAACUGCGCAGAGGAACUUCAUCAGCAUGAACAUGGGAUGGCAGGGGAAGGGGUUGGCCCUGCGCCAGGCUGGCAUGAAGCCUGGGGGCAGCAAGGGUGGGGAGGGCCUGGCAAGCCGACUGCAGAGCAUUGUGCAGGUGGAAAGAGAGAGAUGGGAGAGGACCGAGACACAGGGAAUGCACGGGGUGGGCCAUAUCGAUCUGAGGGUCAAUGCCACACAGUACGAGGCACAUUUGGCCAAGUGUGCCUGUGACGUAGUGGGCCCCUCACACGCCUCCCUGACAAGGGUGGUGGCAGUUGUGCCAUCCAAGUCACACUCCGUGGACUUUUCGCCAGGCUCCAUACUGAGGGUUUACCAGCCAUGGGUGCAAGUGCAGUCCUCGGAAACAGAGGCGCCCGUUCUGUUGUGCCAACACAUGACAAGCCAAACAGGUGUUGGUCCGCCUGACUGGCUGAGAGAUUGA